Messenger RNA from Peromyscus leucopus (white-footed mouse), 855 nucleotides. RefSeq names its product egl nine homolog 1-like. The record is from RefSeq and is a predicted model, not a curated record. Gene Ontology annotation, molecular function: L-ascorbic acid binding; ferrous iron binding; peptidyl-proline 4-dioxygenase activity. Gene Ontology annotation, cellular component: nucleus; cytoplasm. Gene Ontology annotation, biological process: cellular response to hypoxia; peptidyl-proline hydroxylation to 4-hydroxy-L-proline. NCBI's taxonomy places the organism in Eukaryota, Metazoa, Chordata, Mammalia, Rodentia, Cricetidae.
AUGGCCCUCAGAUAUCAACAUGGCUUCAGUCAACAGUUUAUACUGGGGACAUCCAAAUGGCUCUUGGUGGCAACAUGGGCCAUGGACAUCAGCACAGACCAUGGCUGUGAUAGGGUCAUGGACCCAGACAUGGCGCUGGAGUACAUCGUGCCGUGCAUGAACAAGCACGGUAUCUGUGUAGUGGACGACUUCCUGGGCAAGGAGACCGGGCAGCAGAUCGGCGACGAGGUGCGCUCCCUACACGACACCGGCAAGUUCACGGACGGGCAGCUGGUCAGCCAGAAGAGUGACUCUUCCAAAGACAUCUGGGGGGACCAGAUCACCUGGAUUGAGGGCAAGGAGCCCGGCUGUGAGACCAUCGGCCUGCUCAUGAGCAUCAUGGACGACCUGAUCCGCCACUGCAGCGGGAAGCUGGGCAACUACAGGAUAAACGGUCGAACGAAAGCCAUUGUUGCUUGUUACCCAGGCAACGGAACAGGUUAUGUCCGUCACGUUGAUAACCCAAAUGGAGAUGGAAUGUGUAUAUAUUAUCUAAAUAAAGACUGGGACGCCAAGGUAAGUGGAGGUAUACUUCGAAUUUUCCCAGAAGGCAAAGCCCAGUUUGCUGACAUUGAACCCAAAUUUGAUAGACUGCUGUUUUUCUGGUCUGACCGACGCAACCCUCACGAAGUACAACCAGCAUAUGCUACAAGGUACGCAAUAACUGUUUGGUAUUUUGAUGCAGAUGAACGAGCAAGAGCUAAAGUAAAAUAUCUCACAGGUGAAAAAAGUGUGAGGGUUGAACUCAAUAAGCCUAAUUCAGUCAGCAAAGAAUUCCCUCAGUUUCUGUUUUGGAAUAUUCAGAACCUGCUGUAG